Molecule: messenger RNA, 2219 nt
Organism: Astyanax mexicanus (Mexican tetra)
Lineage: Eukaryota; Metazoa; Chordata; Actinopteri; Characiformes; Acestrorhamphidae
Gene: flvcr2b
Product: FLVCR heme transporter 2b
Exons: 12
Coding region: 494-1981 (495 amino acids)
Biological process (GO): transmembrane transport; heme export
Cellular component (GO): membrane
Molecular function (GO): heme transmembrane transporter activity; heme binding
Source: RefSeq, a predicted model, not a curated record
GGUUGAUGUAGGUGAUUGACAGCUUCCCUGCUGUAUGCCCCGCCCACGCGAGUCCGGUGUGAAAGACUUUUGGUCAGCGGCGGAAGUUCAGUUUACCGGGUUUAACGUGACUGUCCAGCUGACUUUCAGCAGAACUACAGCGUGGAAACCUGCCGGCAGGACUGAGAGAGGAGCGGCGCUGCUCACACUCACGCAGCAGUGUGUAGUUUUAUAUUUUGGGAAGCUUUUAGGGUUUGAGUUAAAGUUUGUAGUGUUUUAAGUGUUCAGGCUUGCUUUGGUUGUAUGGAGAGUUUCAGCAGUGCUGCUCUCUUUAUUUGGAUAACACUGGUUUCAUUAGUUUUUCAGUAACAUUGCUGUAAGGUUUGUGUGUGUUGUUUGAGAAUAGAGGGACAGUCUUUCAGUGUAUGUACUUUUAACCGCGGUUUUGCCAGCAAGAGUGACACUUUUACCAUUAACAGAAGAAGCUUCCACUGUGUAUGUUUGACUGGAGAAUAUGGGGGACGAGUCCAGUCCGGGAGAGGUGAAUGACAACCAGUGUUUUGUUGAUGGUCACUUAAAGGUCCCCAUAGCAAACAACAGCCAAGUUCAGACUGAACACAGUGCCCCUCUCCAGAGGGAUCUAACCACGGCCACCACUCACCUGUACAAGAGGAGAUGGCUGAUAGUGUGCCUGUUCAGCUCCUAUUCCCUCUGCAACUCCUACCAGUGGAUACAGUACGGGAUCAUCAACAACAUUUUCAUGAAGUUCUACAAUGUAGACUCCUUCACCAUAGACUGGAUGUCCAUGAUCUACAUGCUGACCUACAUUCCGCUCAUCUUCCCUGUGACAUGGCUCCUGGACAAAAAGGGACUGAGGGUCAUCGCACUGGUUGCCACAGCCAUGAACUGUGCCGGAACAUGGGUCAAGGUGGCCAGUGGCAGGCCCGACCUCUUUGGCGUGACCUUCUUCGGACAGGUCAUCUGUUCAGUGGCCCAGGUGUUCAUCCUGGGUAUGCCCUCUCGCAUCGCGUCCGUGUGGUUCGGGUCCAAGGAGGUGUCCACUGCGUGCUCCAUUGGCGUGUUUGGAAAUCAGCUUGGAAUUGCCAUUGGGUUCCUCGUCCCGCCCAUACUGGUACCAAAUGUUGAAGACAUGGAUGAGCUGGCCGGCCACAUCAGAGUAAUGUUCUACAUCACAGCCGGGGUGGCCACAUUACUCUUCAUCCUGGUGGUGAUUGUGUUCCAGGAAAGGCCAGAUAUUCCCCCCACUCAGGCUCAGGCAGCAGCUCGUCUGAUCCCAGCAGAAAAUUACUCCUACACAGCCUCCAUCCUCUGCCUCCUCCGCAACAGACCCUUCAUCCUCCUCAUCAUCAGCUACGGGUUAAAUGUUGGUUGUUUUUAUGCUGUCAGUACACUACUCAACCGCAUGAUCAUCGAGCACUAUCCAGGUGAAGAGGUAAAUGCUGGCAGGAUUGGCCUGACCAUCGUCAUUGCCGGCAUGGUCGGCUCACUUAUCUGUGGCAUCUGGCUGGACAAGACCAAGACAUACAAGCAGACAACUCUGGCGGUAUAUGUGAUGUCUUUGGUCGGCAUGGUGGUGUACGCCUUCACCCUGAACCUGGGUCAUCUCUGGGUUGUCUUCAUCACUGCUGGAGCACUUGGGUUCUUUAUGACUGGGUAUCUGCCUCUAGGCUUUGAGUUUGCAGUAGAGCUGACCUAUCCAGAAUCUGAGGGAACAUCCUCUGGCCUACUGAACUGCUCUGCUCAGGUGUUUGGAAUAAUUUUUACCAUCUGUCAGGGGAAAAUCAUUGAUCAAUUUGGAACACUGGCUGGAAACCUCUUUCUGUGUGUAUUCCUGCUGGUAGGGACUAUUAUAACAGGAUUGAUCAAGUCUGACUUACGCAGACAGAGGGCAAACCAGUUAGCCAAGACAGCCGCUGCAGCCGGUCUUCAUGAGGCUAAGGAUUACGGCUCUACGGCUCUUUUUAACAGCUCACAGCCCUGAUCAGUAAUCACUGCUAAUUCUGCUUUUACCACUGCACGUUAAGACAGGACAAUGCAAAUGGCUCAACAGUGAACACUCCUGCUCACAAUGUGCCUGCUACCAAACUGUAAAAAAAGCACACACACACAUGAACUGAAAGCACAGUGAUCAUUAUGUUCCUGCACUCCUGGAAGGCCUUCAUUUAGAAUUUUACUUAAAGAUGAAUUUUGAACAAAAUUCCUGCUUUUUAAUAGAUUAA